GCAGUAAUUUUUUGGAACUGACUAAUUUAGUCGUGAUUUUGGGGCUGAAGCAUUACUAUUAUGAGCACUAGAAAAAUAUCAGACCUGAACGAUGAUUGUUUAUUUGAGAUAUUCCGACAAAUCAAAGCUAACUGCGAACUGGACAAUAAGUUACAGAAAAAAACUGUCGAUUAUUGUGAUCUUAUUAAUUUCGUAAUCAGCUGCUUGAGAUUCGUCAAAGUAUUUAACCAGUGGAGCAGUGUUCUUUACCAUGAACUGCAUAUCGAGUUUGCAUUGUUACAAGCUACUAAAGUCAUUGAAAUAGAUUUUUAGAAGGUAUACGACUCAUUACAAAAUGUUCCCAGAAGAGAACGAGAAAUAUAUUGGGACUUGUGUUUUAACGCGAUAAGGGAGAAUAAAGACCUGGGUCGUCUAACAUUGAACUAUAAACCAACUCGAUACUAUCCCGAACACUUGGAAAGGUUCCAGGCCGUGGUAGAUGCCAUUAGACACAAGAACUCUCUUCGAAUUCUUAAGGUUUAUGUUGAAGGCUAUAGCUUCCAAAAUGUGCCAGAGCUCGACCGAUUAAGGGAAGUGUAUAUAAAUGCUAAAAUGCAAGCAGAUGAUUUGGUAGAGCUGUGCCGUUCUAAUCAGAAUUUAGUCGUUCUCGAAUUCAAGAGCACCGAACUAUAUGGAAGGUUUUCGGAUAUUGUGCCAUACUGUAAUAAACUGGAAUACUUGGAGUUAACGAUGAAGACAGAUGUGGAUGCAACAGAGUAUGCCACGCUGGCAAGUUUGCCCAAACUUCUGAAAUUAAAACUUAAAGGAAACCAUCGAGCGGGAACUUUGGUAAAGUGUUUUGAAGGUCUCGAAAAAAGUGUCCUAAAGUAUUUAGAGGUUCCGGAAACUUUUCUUAUUAAGCAAGAGGCACAGGCGAUUUCAAGAAUUAACACUUUAUCCCGUAUUUCGAGCGGUUUUAGUGAUGGAGAGAGCAUUGCGGUUUUGGCAAAAUCUAAGAAUCUAGAAUCAGUCGAUAUAUAUGUUCGUCCAGGUCAAAUAAUUUUAAUGGAUCAUUUGAUAAACUUGUUUAAAAAGUCCGCCGUCAAUAUUAUAGGCUGCAACUUUUAUAUUACCUUAGCCGAGGAACUUGGGAGAUUGAAAGUGUCACUUAAUGAUAAAGAUAAUUUUGAACCUUAUCGUCAUACAAAAACGCCAUAUAAUAAAAAUGAUGACGAAGACAUGUUUAAUCACAUAACUCACGUUGCUCAGCUUCCAAAUAUCGAUAAGUUAUAUUUAUCUGGAACAUUCAAGGGCUCUAUAUUGAAAGCCGUAUUUGAGGGACUAGCAAGUAGAGAACCACAGCUUCUUAAAAAGAUAGAUAUCAGUCGCUGUCUCUCAUUUUCCUCAGAACAUGCAAAUAUUCUUGCUUCUAUUCCAUCCUUGAUGAAUAUUGUUUGUAGGGCUUCCAAUUUUAAAGAUACAGUCGCAUUGAAGGUCAAACAGCUCAAUGCGAUUAAGGAGAUUGCAAGCCGAGUGGAUCGAAAUGAAACAGAAUUGUGUAAUAUUUGUAUAAUCCAUAGAAAUAGUGCUGUUAAACUUAUACUAGACUUCACCGAUAAAUUAAUUCGAUUUCCAAUAAUUGAUCUAACGUAUUGCGCUAGAUUUUUCGAACCUCUAGCCUCCUUAAAUAACUUGACAACUCUUUUGAUUAAGGGCCACAUCGGCGAUCUUCCUUUAAUAAAUUUAAUCAAGUUAAUCCAAAACCUGGAGGAAUUACAAAUUAAAGUGGUCAGCCCUGAAGAUCUUAUAGAACUGGCUCGAGUACAUAGUUUAAAAGUUUUGGAAUGCGGCUUCUGCUCUUCCAGAAAUAUUGAAUACCUGGUCAAGUUAAACUACCUCGAGUCCCUAACUAUCACCGACCAUCCGGAGGGAUCCUUGACAAAUCUUUUUAAAGCCCUUGCCUCAAAGGAGGAUCGACUAUUUCGAAGCCUCAGUAUCCACAAAAGCCUUACUUCCGAAGAGAUUUUCGAGCUUUCUGGAAUACAAACCUUGGAACGAUUGCAGCUGGGAAAACUGGCUGACAAAAGUUGGCAACAACCAACAAGCAAUAAUAAUACAAACCCUAAGGUCCACAGUAAAAGUUCAGAACAAAUAUAUAAUACACCUUAUAAUUUCGAACAGUUAGCUAAAUUGUCGAAUAUCAGGGAACUAAGUAUUCACAUUAAUUAUGCAUCCCAGGCCGUCUACAAGCUUUUGAGGACUAUAAUCUCGCGAUCUCCUCAGAGAAUGCGGCUACUCUCACUUCCACUUCACCAGAUACAUAUGGUAUCCCAAUACUAG
Drosophila suzukii is the source of this 2319-nucleotide messenger RNA. The record is from RefSeq and is a predicted model, not a curated record. NCBI's taxonomy places the organism in Eukaryota, Metazoa, Arthropoda, Insecta, Diptera, Drosophilidae.